AAGAACCCUACCGUUGUGCCUUACAAGUCAUCACAGGAACUCCUUCUUCUCAAAGAAUGGUUCUAUAACUUCACUCCCGAGACAGACAAUCGGUUCAGAGCAGUCCAGCGGGUCAAGGCCAUCGCCUCCCGUGGAAGAGUGCCUCAUGGAGUGGAGGCAACUUCGUUCCUCACCCUGGUGUGUCUUCUGGACAAUGGCACAGUUGACUCCAACUGUGUGCAGUUGGCCUAUGCAAUGGCCCUCAUCAGGUUUGUUAACGGGUUGAUAGAUCCGUUCCAGCAGUCCCACUAUGCUACCCCCAUGCACCACAUAGCGAAGACCCUCGGACUUCCAACCUUCUUCGUUGAGCUCCGCCAUAUGGGGACCCAUGAGUCGCUUCCGUCCCUUGAAUUAUGUCGCAUAGCCUGUCACAGAGCACUCAAUUGGUUGUACGACAACUACUGGAUUCAUGUGGAAGACGAGGAGCUCUACUACGUGGACUAUCAGGUGUCUGCUUCUGGAGAAAACGGCGAAACUCCAGUAUUUCGCCAGCAAUACGCCAAGAAGUGCGAUGCUGUGCAGCUCGUCAGUAACAUGAAAACCUACAAGAAAUUGAGGAAGGUCAACUUGGAUGCCGACCAUAAGCCAGUGGGAACCAAGCAGAACGUGGUAUUCUGGAAAACCGUCAAGAAUAUCAAAAAGGUGGUUUCACUUCCGCCUUUCAUCCAACACAAAACUUUCAAUUCCUUCAACGGGUCUGACUUGCUCGUGGAAGAACUCGUGUUCCACAACUUUUUGAUAUACAACGCAGAAAAAAUCCACGACAAGGAGAAGCUUAAGUUUAAUCCGUUAUUAAUAAAACUAUACAAGCCGUUGUUGAAUGAGUUGGGUCCUGAUGUAAUGCUCAAAAUUGCCUUCAGGAUGCUACAUGCCUGCAAGGAUUAUUUUGAGAGUGCCGACAGCUCCAUUUCCAUGAAUCAAAUUAGCCACUCCUUUGAAGCGGUGCAAAUGCUUGAAUGGGCCAGUUUUUUGAAGGUUGAGCACAAGACUUUCCCAGGAAGCACUACCAUAAAAACCAAGAGCGAAUUGCUCGAGUACAUAUUGGACGAAGUAAUUGCUACUUUCAACAAGAACAAAAACGAGAACUUGGAGGUAUAUUCCAAAAUCAUAGCCAGUUUGGAGUCCGACUUGAAAUCGCCCAAAAUCGACGCAUUUUCCAGGAAGGUUAAAUAUAUCCGUGAUUUUCAAAAAUUCCAGGCACCUUCUUUGGAUGAGCUCUUGGGGUCCAAGAGAAAGACAGAGGGGGAUCACGAAGGGAUCAAAAAGCAAAAGGGUGGACAACAAUACUUCCUCUUUGAGAAACAUAAAAAUUGGACGCCUGUUCCAUUCGGU
Molecule: messenger RNA, 1371 nt
Organism: Suhomyces tanzawaensis NRRL Y-17324
Lineage: Eukaryota; Fungi; Ascomycota; Pichiomycetes; Serinales; Debaryomycetaceae
Gene: LAS1
Product: rRNA-processing protein
Exons: 2
Biological process (GO): maturation of 5.8S rRNA; maturation of LSU-rRNA
Cellular component (GO): Las1 complex; preribosome, large subunit precursor
Molecular function (GO): endonuclease activity
Source: RefSeq, a predicted model, not a curated record